Messenger RNA from Cucurbitaria berberidis CBS 394.84, 2012 nucleotides. RefSeq lists its product as uncharacterized. The record is from RefSeq and is a predicted model, not a curated record. NCBI's taxonomy places the organism in Eukaryota, Fungi, Ascomycota, Dothideomycetes, Pleosporales, Cucurbitariaceae. Gene Ontology annotation, molecular function: chromatin binding. Bases 163 to 1599 code for a protein of 478 amino acids. The transcript has 3 exons.
CUACAACCCAGAGAACGCGCUGGUUGUUGCUCAUGGGGACGAUUGCAACCUUUCCCUUCUUCUCCUACGCGUAAAUGCCGUGAAAAGAACCUGCUCACUACACUCGGCAAACAAGCCGUCGCCACGAUUCGUAGCUUGUUGAUAGAAGUGCCCUGCCACACCAUGGCCCGCGAACGCCCUGGGCCGCAGCCUGCGAGCAGCGACGUGCCAUCCCAAGGGAACAGCUCUAUCGCAAACACGUCCGCAUCCCGGAAGCGCCAGGUCGAUUGGGCCGCAGUCGACGCCGACGGCAGCUUUGAUGGCUUCACCGUCAAGACAGUGUCUCUCAGCACCCGGCAGAAACCCACAAAGUCGUCACACAAAAAGCAAAAGACGACGACGACCCCGCGUAGUAGACCGAGCGAUGGAAACGCAGACGCGCCAACAAAGGCAGACAUGGUCCAGCCGAACCCCUACCCAAAAACGAAGCUGAGUGAGGUAUAUUGCCAGGUAGUCCCUGCAGCAUUGUGGGAGAGCACGAGGCGCUACCGCAAAUUUACCAUCGAUGGAGUUGAGUUUCAAACCGGACAGGUUAUCUACGUCAAGAAUAGCGAGGAAAGAGAAGAAGAAGUAGAUCACGAUGCACCCACCUCGAUUCCCCAGUGGUUUGCCUACAUUCUUGAGGUGCGCGGUGGAGACGCCGCGCAUGUAUUCCUGAGGGUGUACUGGGCUUACCGCCCACAAGACUUGCCAGGAGGUCGGCAAUCGCAUCAUGGCGCCAAUGAGCUUAUAGUCAGUAACCACAUGGACAUCAUCGACGCCUUGUCUGUCGACGGCAUUGCCCAGGUGGCUUAUUGGGACGAAGAUGUAGAAAACGAGUGGCCUGACAAAGAUCAAUUGUUUUGGCGCCAGAGCCUUGACAUCAACAAGCCACGGGGCAGGCGAUUGACGACGCUUAGAACAUAUUGCGUUGACAAGGCGCCAUGCAACCCUGACGAGCCACUCGUCCACUGUCCUUCCUGUAACGAGUGGCUUCACGCACGCUGUCUUGAAGAACAGUCUGUGCAAGACGCGCACAAUCAGUACAUGCUUUCACAACCAAAAGGCAAAGGCCGCACAAAGGACCCAUCUUCCACUCCACUACCCUUUACCGCCAAACUCGUCACGUCAGACUCUGGCAAAACCACACUUACCGUCACACACAAGCGCAAAGGCCAGGAGAAUCGGCAGUGGGACGUCGACGUGCAAUGCCUCCUUUGCAAGGAGACGGUCGAGAAGGCUGACGACCACUUGCCAGAACGACCGGCGUCCACAGCUCCAAUCCCGCCUCAGCAUCAUGAGGAGGAACUGGAUAACAUCACUAUUGCCCCAGCCGCGAGCAGCUCUGAACAGCCCAUCGUUCAACGCUUGGUCUCUUCAAUAUUUGGCAACGGCCCGCCCGCGCCAUUUACAAGCACCACUGAGCCAACGACCAACAUAGCGGAACCUGAGUCGGCAACACCAACUCCAGCAAACACCAUAUCCUCUUCCACUAGUUUCCCGCCCAAUGAUACCCCGUCCAAACAGUACAGCAAGAUUAGUCCCUACAAAGCGCUACUCAAUAAAUUAAAAGGAACUUGACAGCCGUCGUCCACAUUGUGCACCUAGCCAUUUCCCAUUUCGAUGCUAGUUCCGAGUCCAAAUUUUGUCACUUUGGUGGUUUUUCUCUUUGGUUCAUGAGGGGUUUCGGCGCUUGGUAGCUCUCUCAUAAUGAUGAAAAACAGAAUCUCUUUCCGGUCCCAUUUCAGUACAGUGGGACUUGUCUUCCCUGCACUUUUUAGCGUUUACCCCCCUGGAGUAAUGGGUGCUUUUCUUUCCCUUGGCCACGUAUGAAGUUCACGACCUACCCUUUCAGAUGAAAAGUUAUAAAAUAAAAGCUUUCGGAUUAGUUAAAUACAAGUAUAGUCACUAAGAAGAGCAACGACAUGCUCUUGCAUAAAGGAUCCUACACAGUAGCAUCAACAGCAUUAUAAUAAUAAACAUUGGUACAUUUA